UCGACGAUGGUGGCCUCUGUCGGCUGGCUGGGGGCCCCUCUCGUGUCCCGCGCGCUGCUCGCAGCCUCAGGCGAGUCCGGGGAAGUCCCGCGCAAGCUGCCGCUACCUGUCUGGCUCCCAGUGGACGUCCAGGCGUCGCCCACCUACGAGAUACUCUACGCCUUGGAAGCCUACACCACCACGCUCACUGGCCUCGUCACCCUCUGUAUAGAUGUCCUCUUCAUUAGACUCAUGCUCAUGGUCACCGCCGAGCUUGAAGUUCUGAACUACAAUGUUUCAACUAUGGCAAAGACACAUGAAAAAAUUUCAGACGGACUACAUAACGAAUCUCAUAAACAGAAUACGGAGACCCAGGACUUUUACAAGAGCGAUAGAGCACUUCAGAAGACUGAAACAGUCUACAAACAUGGCUCUGAUUUUCAGUUGUAUCAAGAAUUAGUGACCAACGUUCGCCAUCAUAUGAUCAUCCUGAGGACUAUCGACUUGUUGGAGGCAGCAAUGAGCAAAUCGAUUAUAAUUCUCCUCUUUAUUAAUAUGGGUGCUUUAUGUUCUAAUCUCCUCGUUGUCGGUGUGCUGUUGCAGGCUGGUGGAGGAGUUACACGCCCCCUGACUCUGACCGCCAUGAUACCCUUCCUGCUGUACCAGACUGGCAUGUUCUGCGUCUUUGGGCAGUUGGUAACCGACCAGAGCGAGAAACUGAUGAUCUCUGCAUUCAGCUGUGGAUGGAACGAGAGUGACUCCCGUUUUAGACGCAGUCUGCUGAUCUUCAUGGCGAUGGUGAAUCGACCUCUGGAGAUCACUGUGGGGAAAACCUGCAAACUCUCCAGAGAGAUGUUCCUACAGGUCCGUAAGGAUGUGUCCUUCUCCUAG
This is a messenger RNA of Schistocerca gregaria, 870 nucleotides long. Its product is annotated as odorant receptor 43a-like. Gene Ontology annotation, biological process: sensory perception of smell; detection of chemical stimulus involved in sensory perception of smell. The record is from RefSeq and is a predicted model, not a curated record. Gene Ontology annotation, molecular function: olfactory receptor activity; odorant binding. The transcript has 4 exons. Bases 7 to 870 code for a protein of 287 amino acids. Gene Ontology annotation, cellular component: plasma membrane. Lineage: Eukaryota; Metazoa; Arthropoda; Insecta; Orthoptera; Acrididae.